Sorex araneus (European shrew) is the source of this 948-nucleotide messenger RNA. RefSeq names its product olfactory receptor 5W2-like. Gene Ontology annotation, molecular function: G protein-coupled receptor activity; olfactory receptor activity; odorant binding. Gene Ontology annotation, cellular component: membrane. The transcript has a single exon. NCBI's taxonomy places the organism in Eukaryota, Metazoa, Chordata, Mammalia, Eulipotyphla, Soricidae. The record is from RefSeq and is a predicted model, not a curated record. Gene Ontology annotation, biological process: G protein-coupled receptor signaling pathway; sensory perception of smell. Bases 1 to 948 code for a protein of 315 amino acids.
AUGGCGGUGGAGAAUUGCAGUGUAUUUUCUGAGUUCAUAUUCUUAGGACUUUCCAGCAGAUGGGAUGUGCAACUUGAACUCUUUGUAUUUUUUCUCUUUGUUUACGGCACAACUGUGAUUGCCAAUGUAGGGAUGAUGCUUCUGAUCAAGACGGACUCCAGACUCCACACGCCCAUGUACUAUUUCCUGAGCAAUCUGUCUUUCUGUGAUGUCUGUUAUUCCUCCUCCGUCUCUCCCAAGAUGCUGGCUGAUUUCUUAGCUGAGAAAAAGAGCAUUUCAUAUCAUUUCUGUCCCAUUCAAAUGUAUUUUUGGGGUGUCUUUGCAGAUGUGGAAUGUCUCAUGCUGGCUGUCAUGGCUUAUGACCGUUAUGUAGCCAUUUGCAAUCCACUUCUUUAUACAAUUGCCAUGUCAAGGAGACUCUGUACCCUGCUGGUUGUCCUCACCUACAUCAUGGGCUUGAUAGAUUCUGCAAUACAUACCUGCUUAACAUUUCGAUUGUCAUUCUGCAAUUCCAAUGUCAUUAAUCACUUCUUUUGUGACAUCCCUCCUCUACUUGCUCUUGCUACCUCAGAUACCUCCAUCAAUGAGAUAAUGCUGUUCGUGUUUGGUACCAUUAUUCUGGGCUGCAGCAUCAUCACUGUCCUCCUCUCCUACAGCUACAUCAUAGCUACCAUCCUUCGAAUGAAAUCAGCUGAGGGGAGACGCAAAGCCUUCUCUACCUGUGCCUCCCACUUAAGCACAGUAGCUCUCUUCCAUGGCACACUUCUCUACAUGUAUUUUAGACCCAGCUCCAGUUACUCCAUGGACAUUGACAAAAUGACUUCUGUUUUCUACACAGUUGUUAUCCCUAUGUUGAACCCAUUGAUCUACAGUUUGAGGAAUAAGGAUGUAAAAAGUGCCCUGACAAAAGCAAUCAGCUCUAAACUAUGUCCUGGGCAAAACCAAUGA